Diaporthe batatas is the source of this 1635-nucleotide messenger RNA. RefSeq lists its product as uncharacterized. Gene Ontology annotation, molecular function: oxidoreductase activity. The record is from RefSeq and is a predicted model, not a curated record. Gene Ontology annotation, biological process: carnitine biosynthetic process. The transcript has a single exon. Lineage: Eukaryota; Fungi; Ascomycota; Sordariomycetes; Diaporthales; Diaporthaceae. The coding region runs from base 1 to 1635 and encodes 544 amino acids. Gene Ontology annotation, cellular component: mitochondrion.
AUGCUCCCGCGGGCUGGCCGGUUGACCGGCAUGUGGCUACGGCCACGGCCGACCCUUCGUCUCGGGCGAAAUGCAUGCCAUCUGCCGCCUGCUGUGCUGCGACCAGUUGAAUCGGCUCAGUCCACCGUCCCCCUGGCUCUGUGCCAGACGCAGUUGAGCUCCCGAUAUGGCUCUUCCAAAGCUGAGGACCACACUGCCAGUCGCAACGGGCGCGGCGAGCCUCGUGGUGGCGACGAGGCCCGCGGGAGCACCAUCAGUGCCCCGAAGAAGCCGUCCCAUCCCGAUGGAAUUGGAAGGCUCGCGAGAGCGUUCGUGGCGCAUGAUCCAAGGGACAUCACUGUCGAGUUCGAAAAGCUCGGUGCGCCGGUCACCAUAUCACAGCUAUGGUUGAGGGAUGCGUGCCAAUGCCCCUCGUGCGUGAGCGAGUCAUCGGGACAGAAGCGCUUCGCCACUUGUGACAUACCGUCCAACCUCAGGGUGGACGGCCUGAAGGUCCUGGAGGAUGGGGGUCUCGAGGUGUCCUGGGCCAACGAUAUCGCCCCUGGCGGCGCCGAGCACGUCUCGACAUACCCACCCGCGGUGCUAGACGAGGUCAUGGCUGCUCGGAACCCGUAUCGGCGAUCCAUUCCAGCCCGCGAGAUCUGGGACUCUGGCCAUUUUGCAAAGGACAGCAGGUCGAGGGAGAUCAGCUAUGCGCAGUGGAUGGAGGACAGCCCGCGCUUUGCUGAGGCCUUCCGAAACCUGCACCUUUGGGGCCUUGUCGUCAUAAAGGGUGUGCCUCAGACAGAAGAGGCCGUCGCGCAGGUAGCCUCGAGACUCGGUCACCUGCAGUCUACCUUCUACGGGCCAACGUGGGACGUCAUUUCAAAACCACAGGCCGAGAAUGUUGCCUAUACCAACGAGUUCCUCUGCCUUCACCAAGACCUGAUGUACUUGAAGGAGCCUCCGAGGAUACAGGUGCUUCACUGCCUCGAAAAUAGCUGCGAAGGAGGCGACUCACUCUUCUCUGAUGGUGUCCGAGCCGCCCACGACCUGCGAAUCAACAACAGUAGCGCCUAUCAUUCGCUGACAAGCAUACCAGUUGACUACCACUAUGCCAAGGGCGGCAAUUACUGGCAUAACUCACAUGCCACCAUCGUCGAGACCAGGAACGCGACUGAGGUGGAGGCAGAUCCGUUGAGCGUGCGCUGGUCGCCUCCUUUCCAGGCACCGUUCUGGUCGGCCAUUGCCGCUGGCAACAGCCAUUCUUCUUGUGGUAAACGAGCCGGUUACCUGGCAGAAGUGUGGCAGAAGGCAGCCAGACUGUUCAAGGACACUCUGGAAGACCCCACCAACAUGGUUCAGUUCAGGGUGCAGCCGGGGGACUGUGUCGUCUUCGACAACUGGCGGGUCUUGCACGGGCGGCGCGCGUUCGACACAGCAUCCGGCAGUCGCCAUUUAAGGGGCACCUACGUUGAAGACCAGGCCCUCACGAGCACAUGGCUGCGGCUGCAACGUGAGGGUCUCAUGUUCACAAACACAAACGGAGAUGGAAAACUGGCCGCUUCACAAAUUAUAGAAGCGCAAAAGGCCGAGCGCAUUCUAGGUGCACAGCAUGAUCCUGUUGUCCUGACUGGUCGAGAAGCACAAGCUUGA